Messenger RNA from Sesamum indicum (sesame), 840 nucleotides. The record is from RefSeq and is a predicted model, not a curated record. NCBI's taxonomy places the organism in Eukaryota, Viridiplantae, Streptophyta, Magnoliopsida, Lamiales, Pedaliaceae.
CGUACAUGGAACAGACUUUUGAAAAUCGGAGAACGAAAUAAUACUUGUUCAGCGCAUGGCUGCAAGAAACCCAUCAUCCUGGUACAAAUUCCAAACUUUGGUCAAGCUGCUGUACCGCUACAGAGGUAUGAGUGGCAGCUCGUGGCGGUGCCGCCAGUUCCACCACCGCGAUCUGCCACCGUAUAAGCCGGGAGGUGAAGGUUCUGCGGAUCAAGGGCUAAGGUUCAUAAGCGCAGACUCCAGGGCGUAUAGCCAACCCCAGUUGGGAAUGGAAAAGGAUGAAAGUAGUAGUGAUCAACCACCAUUACCAGCUCCUCCCAAAUUUGGCUUCUCUAAUUGGGUGAAAUGGCUUUUGGGGUCUGUUGUAUCAUUGCUGAUGCCAUUUUGGAAGAACAAAUGGGACUACUUGCUGACAUUGGAAGGAGAGGCGGCAGAGGUGGCGGAGGAGGUGGAGGCAGUGGCACAAGUGGUGGAAAAGGUGGCGACCACCGCGGACAAGGCGCUGACGGAGGUGGCAAAUCAGCUUCCAGACAAGAGUAAACUCAAGGAAGCAGCUCAGGUGAUGGAACAUGUAUCCAACGUAGCUUCCCAUGAUGCCCAACUCAUUGAAAAUAUAAUCGAAAAGGUUGGUGACGUGAAGCAAGAUUUGGAAGAGCUGGAAAGAAUGGUUGAGCCAAUUGUUGAUAAGAUCGUGCAAGGGAAACACCCAAAAACUUAGAAGGAUAUGGAAGGAACCCCCAGUUAUGGUGGGAGUCACCGACCUGUAAUUCUUCAAUGUUCCAAUUAAUUAUAUUUUCUUCACCUUGGAGCAAAUAACAAAUAAAUUGUAAAUUACCUACA